Messenger RNA from Anolis sagrei ordinatus, 1549 nucleotides. Its product is annotated as serine protease 33-like. Gene Ontology annotation, biological process: proteolysis. Lineage: Eukaryota; Metazoa; Chordata; Lepidosauria; Squamata; Anolidae. Gene Ontology annotation, molecular function: serine-type endopeptidase activity. The record is from RefSeq and is a predicted model, not a curated record.
CCAGUGAGUAGGCAGCUGAGCUGGCCCCACUGGGUAGCUGGGGGUGGAGUGUGUAGGACAAUACUCAACAGCUCAGGUUUAGCUCAUUGGCAACCUCCCUGGUACUCUACAAUGCCAAGAGGUUGCUCCUUUUAGCUGUGCACCAAUCCUGUCCAAGAGUUCCUGUCUUCAGCAUCCCGGCAUAUAUUCCUCUCACCUUCCCUGAUUGGUGUCAGAGCUGGAUGAUCCAAGGUUGAUGAUCCUGGACCAUGCUGACUUUCUCCUGCUGUCAAAUUGUGCUGGUAUUCUUGUUGCUGAGAGGUAUUGAGAAUACUCCUGCUCCAAAAGUCUGUGGCCAACCUAAAGUGCGCUCCCUCCGGAUUGUUGGAGGGCAGAAGGCCGAAGAAGGGGAAUGGCCCUGGCAGGUCAGUAUCCGACAACAUAGGCGACAUGUGUGCGGUGGAAGCCUCAUCUCACCCCACUGGGUGGUGACAGCAGCUCAUUGCUUUGAUGGGCCAUUGAAUCGAUUUAUGUACCGGAUAAACCUGGGAGAAUAUGAGCUGCCCAAACCUGCAGACACCAUGGUCUCCUCAGAAAUUGCUCAGAUCAUAGUGCACCCCUAUUAUGCAGGAGAUGGACUCAGUGGGGAUAUUGCACUGGUUCGAUUAAAAACGCCGGUCAGUUUCACCCGCACCGUUCUGCCCAUUUGCUUACCCUCUACAAAAGAUCCGGAACCCUUCCCUGUUGGGAUGUCAUGUUGGGUCACUGGUUGGGGAAGCCUCUAUCCAGAGGCCCCCUUCCUUACACGAACCCUGCAAGAGUUGGAGGUGCCAAUCCUUGAUGUAGAUAAUUGUGACAAAAUGUACCACAAUGACUCCAAUGCUGAAAGUGAGAGUGAUACUGUCCCAGAGGGCUACAAACUGAUCUAUGAUGAUAUGAUCUGUGCUGGGUUUCCAGAAGGGAAAAAGGAUUCCUGCCAGGGUGACUCUGGAGGUCCCCUGGCUUGCAAGCAGAACGAUACUUGGUACCUGGCUGGCCUGGUGAGCUUUGGGUUGAGCUGUUCAGAGCCCAACAGACCUGGAGUCUACACCCGAGUCACUUCCUACAUGGACUGGAUUCAGAGCACAAUGGAAAAGAACUCAGCUAGUGGUGUCCAUCUCCCUGCCAUCCUCCUAGUUCUGCCCAUUCUCCUGGGUAUUUUUCACGCUUGAACCCUUUAGGUUUAGUACUAAACCUGUUGGAAGUGCAAUCAAAAUAGAAGCUCAACAUCACAGCCAAUGUAGCAUUGUACCACACCAAAAAAAUUAAGUGAUGCCUAUAGCCAUGGCAUGGCUUUAUAUAUCCCCACUCAGUGCAAUGGGACUUAUUCCUAUAUCAAAGAGCACAUUCACAUGUGUCAUUGGUUUGUUACAAUGAUCUCAUCUGUUCUGGGAAUUACAUCUCAAAUAGAUAGCAGGCUAUAAAUUUCAAAAAGUCUUCCCACUUCCAUCCAGGUUGUCCACCUAUCCCAGCACUGCCACCAAUUGUAAGGACUCACCUUAGUCCACCACUAUGGUACUAAAUGUCAGGA